Messenger RNA from Aureococcus anophagefferens, 378 nucleotides. RefSeq lists its product as hypothetical. The record is from RefSeq and is a predicted model, not a curated record. Gene Ontology annotation, cellular component: plasma membrane. The transcript has a single exon. The annotation marks the transcript as partial. Lineage: Eukaryota; Pelagophyceae; Pelagomonadales; Pelagomonadaceae.
GACGACGACGACGGCGUCGUGCCGACGGCGGCCCAGCUCGUCGCCUUCUACCGCGACGUCUUCAGCCGCGGCCAGAUGGAGCUCGAGUGCAUCGUGACCUCGCUCAUCUACGUCGAGCGGCUCUUGAAGGCCGCGCGGGGCAAGGUCAAGCUCCGGGCGUCGAACUGGCGGCCCGUGCUGUUGAGCUGCAUGAUCAUGGCCUCCAAGGUCUGCGACGACUUGAGCAUGUGGAACGCGGACUUUAGCCACAUCUGCGCCGCGUUCACGCUCAAGCGCAUCAACGACCUCGAGGCCGCGCUCCUCGCGGCCUACGGCUUCAACGCCACGGUGCCCGCGUCGGAGUACGCCAAGUACUACUUCCACCUCCGGUCCAUGGCC